UAGACUUUAAGUAGCACGAUUAUGAAACAUGGGCCUGCAAUACGAAAUCAAGCACUUCGCAUAGUAAACCGUAAACCUAGUCGGCACACACGUUCUUUCUCAUACGCAGUGAUUCAAUGGUGUGGCUACAGCUUUUUCCUUGAACCCGAAAGCAGCGGAGCACCUCUGCAGAUCGGACAUGUUGAACCCUUUCAUGGACACGGCCCACAUGGGCGCUCUCAAACUAAGCCCACCGCACGCCAUGCCAGUCGAGCCGGCAGGAGCCCACGUACAGGGAAACCACCAAUUUGCAGCUCAGGCCAACGGUUAUCCUGGUCCUCACCCCCAUGCUCAUCACCACCAUCACGGGCAUGUUAGCAGCUACGCUGCACGAGACUUUUUGCUCCGCAGAGAGCAUAUGCCAACUUUAGCUAGUAGCUUAGCAACCCACGAUAACCUGAGUAAUAACGGCACAGCGCACCAUGGGAUGUUUGUGCCCUCUUCUGCGACGCUGCACGGGACUCACCAUCACACGGUUGACCCUUCCUCCACGCACGUGCUUUUUCCUGGUUUGGAGUAUUCUGCGGCUCACCACGCUGGACAUAUGAAUGGUCAAGUUAGGCUUUCCUUGCCUGGAAGUGACAUGUACGGGCGUCCGGAUACUUUUAACCAAAUGGCCGGUCCAAGAACUGACCACUUUGCUGGAACCUAUGGUGCCAUGAACAUGGGUCCUCACGGUCCGGGAGCCUUCUUCAGAUACAUGCGACAGCCAGUAAAACAAGAAAUGGCAUGUGUCUGGGUUGAUCAGGAGCAACCAAGUCCGAAAAAACCGUGUAACAAAAUAUUUACUUCUAUGCACGAGAUAGUGACUCAUAUCACAGUAGAACAUGUCGGUGGUCCCGAAUGCUCGAAUCAUGCAUGUUACUGGCAGGACUGUUCCCGUAACGGACGGCCGUUCAAGGCCAAGUACAAACUGGUCAACCACAUACGGGUCCACACCGGGGAAAAGCCGUUCCCCUGCCCCUUCCCUGGCUGUGGAAAAGUUUUUGCCAGAAGUGAAAACCUAAAGAUACAUAAACGAACACACACAGGAGAAAAACCGUUUAAGUGUGAGUUCGAGGGGUGUGACCGGAGGUUUGCUAACAGUUCCGACCGGAAGAAACAUUCUCACGUGCAUACUAGUGACAAACCAUACAACUGUAAGAUACGAGGCUGCGACAAAAGUUACACUCACCCGAGCUCUCUACGGAAACACAUGAAAGUACACGGAAAGUCUCCGCCGCCUCCUGGUGCAGCGCCAGGUUCCACAGGCAGCAACAGCUCCAUGUCUGACUACGACAGCGACACGCCGCCUUGUACCACUACUAAUGGUAGCAGCGGUAACGGCAACGCGCUGAUCGGGACACGGUCUACCUGCCCAGCAGGCCACACGGCGUUACCCUUAACUAACCCUGGACAUGGAGGAGGAGGCGGCCAUCCAACUAACUUGAGUGAAUGGUACGUUUGUCAGUCUACAGCCGGUAUGCCCACUCCUCCUAGUAAUGAACACUCGCCAGUGGUAGGAGUGACCCACCAUCUACACGGGUCUUCAUCCUACUGACUUAGAGUUUAUUCAUACAAGACUUUAUAAUUGUACAAAAACGAAGUAACCAAAUGUUCGUAUGGAUGGAUUUUUACUAACCACUGUGUAACUGAACAGAGGUAAGCCUGGUAUGUGUAGAUAUUAAAUUGGACCCUUUGUGACUAAAAUUCUCUAAGUGACCAUGUCCACUUCUUCCACCUACGGUCAUUAUAAAUGUAAAGCUUCCCAUAUGUAUAUUUUUAUUCUGAGCCUCAGUUUAAACGUCACAGGUGGUCAUCUGCAGCGUAAAAAGCUGAACUUUGUAUAGAGCUUAGUGGUAUGUCGAAAUAAGCAGUAUUCGUGGUUUUUAAAGGAGUCCGUGUUAGUUUCUUGUAAGAUAAUUUGAUGAAGUGGCUUACAGUACAUUACAUUAGAAGAAUAUGGGUACACACAUACAUGUGUAACUAUAUGUUUUAUUUACGCUUUACCAAUAGCCUCCGUAGAGUCAAUGGUCAACCAUAUCUUUCAAAAGAUCAGAAAAAAGUCACUACUCCAACCGAUUGUCAACAAUGAAUAGACCUGAGUAAACUGACAGGGUGCUUCAAAUGUAUUUCACCGUGGAACAGCUAGGACUUGGGAUAUGGAAGAACUCAUCCUGUUGUUGUUUAAGGAAUCUGCUAUUAGUUCUUUAAAAUCAUAUUGACAGUUUAACAAAGCUAUGAUAGAGUGUGCACAUUGUCAAAGGCGUUUUUGCUUUGUAGUCGAGAAGAAGUGAUUGGUAUAAAAAAUAACGUGGUUUAUAUAUAUGUAAUAACGCUAAGCUGGUGUUCAAUUUAUGGUUUAUAUAUAUAUAAUACCGCUAAGCUGGUGUUAAAUUUAUUUCUAAAGCUUACUUUAAAAAUAACUGCUUAUCGGAAAAGGUAACACUACAAAGCAAUAACGCCUUCAAAUGUUCUUUUAUGUAUCAAAAUUGGACAGUGUUGAUAAAUGUAUAAUGAUAGACUAAACUUGGUAAUGGGAUAGUUCAUUGUUUUAGGCAUUAUAUACUUUUAUUUUAUUUAUGGAUAAUAAGUUUGAUAUCUU
Messenger RNA from Limulus polyphemus (Atlantic horseshoe crab), 2623 nucleotides. Its product is annotated as zinc finger protein ZIC 4-like. Lineage: Eukaryota; Metazoa; Arthropoda; Merostomata; Xiphosura; Limulidae. The coding region runs from base 179 to 1579 and encodes 466 amino acids. The record is from RefSeq and is a predicted model, not a curated record. Gene Ontology annotation, cellular component: nucleus. Gene Ontology annotation, biological process: central nervous system development; regulation of transcription by RNA polymerase II. Gene Ontology annotation, molecular function: RNA polymerase II cis-regulatory region sequence-specific DNA binding; DNA-binding transcription factor activity, RNA polymerase II-specific. The transcript has 2 exons.